Setaria italica (foxtail millet) is the source of this 1856-nucleotide messenger RNA. Its product is annotated as beta-glucosidase 31. The coding region runs from base 55 to 1620 and encodes 521 amino acids. The record is from RefSeq and is a predicted model, not a curated record. Gene Ontology annotation, biological process: carbohydrate metabolic process. Gene Ontology annotation, molecular function: beta-glucosidase activity. NCBI's taxonomy places the organism in Eukaryota, Viridiplantae, Streptophyta, Magnoliopsida, Poales, Poaceae. The transcript has 13 exons.
GAAGAGCAGAGGACCGGAGAGCCCGCCGCACCAACAGACGAUUGGAGAGCCGCGAUGGAACAGAGCGGCAGCAGUUGCCGGCCGUGUGUCGGGGUUGCCCUGGUUCUCGCCGUCGUGUCGCUGAGGGGGCUCGCCAGCGCCGCGGCGAUCACGCGGUCCGAUUUCCCAAAUGGGUUCGUCUUCGGCGCCGGGACGUCGGCUUAUCAGGUGGAAGGCGCAUGGGACGAGGACGGAAAGAAGCCGAGCAUCUGGGACACAUUUACGCAUGGUGGCUAUGCUGCGGACCAUGCAACCGGAGACGUAGCUGCUGAUCAAUAUCACAAGUACAAGGAGGAUGUGAAGCUAAUGCACGAGAUGGGCUUGGACGCGUACAGAUUCUCUAUCGCCUGGACAAGGCUUAUUCCUGAUGGGCGAGGAGCUGUGAACCCAAAGGGGCUGGAGUACUACAACAAUCUAAUUGAUGAACUCGUGAGUUAUGGGAUACAGCCUCACGCAACAAUAUAUCACUUUGAUCUUCCCCAGGCACUUCAAGAUGAAUACAACGGCCUGCUCAGUCCUAGAUUCAUUGAGGAUUUCACGGCGUAUGCUGAUGUGUGCUUCAGGAGCUUCGGGGACAGGGUGAAGCACUGGGCCACCCUUAACGAGCCCAACAUCGAGCCCCUUGGUGGGUAUGACAUUGGCAAUCUACCACCAAGGCGGUGCUGCACACCGUUUGGUGAAGCCUGUGUUGGCGGCAACUCCACGACAGAGCCAUACAUCGUUGCACACCAUCUUUUGCUCGCACACGCCUCUGCUGUUUCCCUCUACAGAGAGAAGUACCAGGCGGAGCAAAGUGGGCAGAUCGGGAUCACUUUACUAGCCUUUUGGUUUGAGCCCGCGACACAGAAACUGGAUGAUGUAGAAGCUGCUGCAAGGAUGAGUGACUUCACCCUUGGAUGGUUCAUGCACCCUUUGGUGUACGGACACUAUCCGUCAGUGAUGAGGAGGAACGCCGGGUCUAGGCUGCCAGUGUUGACAGCUGAGGAGUCUGCGAGAGUGCGCGGGUCAUUUGAUUUCAUAGGGAUCAACCACUAUGGUGCAAUUUAUAUUGCGGCUGAUUUGGGCCAACUGAAACAGAGCCCGAGAGAUUACGCCAGAGACGCAGCUGCCAAAUAUAUAACCUGGCCAUUUCAGAGCUCAACGAACAAGGACGGCCUCAGGUUAGAAAAUCACCCGGCGCCAUGGGCUCUGAGGAAACUGCUCGACCUCCUGAUACACAAGUACAGGAAUCCUCCAGUCCUAAUCUAUGAGAACGGAGCUGGCGACGAGCCGGAUCCAUCAGGCAAGUUCGUGGAUGACGAUGGGUUCAGAUCACGUUACCUGCAGGACUACAUUGAAGCAACACUUCUCUCGAUCAGGAACGGCUCAAGCGUGCACGGCUACUUUGUAUGGUCGUUCCUGGACGUCUUUGAGGUCCUCUUCGCCUACAGGUUCCGGUUCGGCCUGUAUGGGGUCGACUUCGGUGCUGAGAACAGGACACGGUACGCCCGGCACUCCGCGCGGUGGUACGCCGGCUUCCUUCACGGCGGCGAGCUCAGGCCGGCGGCAGCGACGACCGGCUCUGGAGCCUACUCUGAGUGAUCAUUGGUCAAGCCGCGCGUGAUGUCCCAUGUAUAUGAGAUCAGAUCUUGCGUAUGAAUGUACUUGCAUGGCUGGAUGUGAUUUUGUGAUAAUAAAUACAGAUAAGGAAUUGUAGGAGAGGAAAGCUGCUUGCUGCAUUGACUGUGAAGCCGUAGGGCAAUCCGGUGAAAACCGGGUCACUUUCCAAAAUUCGCGAAGACUCACUGUGAAAAUUAUUGGAACAGUUUAACCUAGAA